Messenger RNA from Megalops cyprinoides (Indo-Pacific tarpon), 3637 nucleotides. RefSeq names its product membrane bound O-acyltransferase domain containing 7 (gene mboat7). Gene Ontology annotation, cellular component: membrane; mitochondria-associated endoplasmic reticulum membrane contact site. Lineage: Eukaryota; Metazoa; Chordata; Actinopteri; Elopiformes; Megalopidae. Gene Ontology annotation, biological process: phosphatidylinositol biosynthetic process; lipid modification. The transcript is spliced from 9 exons. The coding region runs from base 81 to 1508 and encodes 475 amino acids. The record is from RefSeq and is a predicted model, not a curated record. Gene Ontology annotation, molecular function: lysophospholipid acyltransferase activity.
AGGAGAGUGAAAUUCAAUAGCGCGUCGGUUAUCCUGCUGCUUAAAUAUCCUAGCUACACGUUUAUCCUAGCUACAGAGAAAUGUCUCCAGAUGAACUUGUCUAUCUGGGAAUUCUUGCUGCCGCCAUACCUGUGGGAUUCCUGUUUCGAUACCUGAGUCCCCCAGUAAAGCAAGGGGCAGCUUUGCUCCUGGGUUUAUCCAUCACCAUAGCAACCUGCAGGAUUCAUACUCUGCACUCACUGCUCACUGUGCUAGGAACAUGGGCCAUCAUAAAGUUCAGCUGGAGGAGUGCUCCACCUCUCUCUCUGGGAUGGACCUUUCUCUACCUGUUGUUUUUCCGGCUGUCUACUUCGUUUGGCUUGCCUCCCCCAACACCAUUUGCUAAUGCAAUCCAGCUGCUGCUCACACUGAAGAUGGUCAGUUUAGCCAACGAGGUGCAGACUUUUCACCUGAGGAAAAAAGAGGAUGUGAGCUCAUUUUCAAAGUCAUCUGUGAUUGGUGGACUUUCCCAAGAGCCCUCACUCUAUGAUGUAAUUUCAUACAGCUACUGUUAUAUUGGAAUAAUGACAGGCCCAUUCUUUCGUUACCAAACCUAUGCUGACUGGCUCCAGCAGCCCUCCCCUGCCUCCCUCCCUGGCCGUGACCCCUGCCUCAACCGCCUAAAGUUAGUACCCCUGUAUGGAGUCCUCUUCCUGGCAGUUAAUGCUUACUUCCCCCUGGGCUACGUACGGACAGAAGAGUUCCUGGACCAUAACUACUUCUUCAGGUUGUUCUACAUGACAGCAGUGUUCUUCGUGUUCCGGAUGAGGUUCUAUGCAGCCUGGUGUGGAGCAGAGGCAAGCUGCAUCAGUGCAGGGCUGGGCUGCUACCCAGAGGGGGCUCUCUCCAAGCCAGGCGGGGGGCCCACUGUGCAGUAUAGCCCUGAUCCCGAUACCCCAGUUUUGUAUGACUUCAAAACCAUCCAAAACAUUGACUGCUACAAUACUGACUUCUGUGUCAAAGUGAGACAUGGAAUGAGGUACUGGAACAUGACUGUGCAGUGGUGGUUACAUCAUUAUAUCUACCCCAAUGCACCUUUCAAAGGAUACACACUCAGAGCUGCUUGGACCAUGUUUAUCAGUGCCUACUGGCAUGGGCUCCAUGCUGGCUACUACCUCUCCUUCCUCACUAUCCCCAUCUGCAUUGCGGCAGAGUCUGCCCUGGAGGGUACUGUCAGGGCCAAACUGGGACCCAGUGGUCAAAACAUCUUCGACUGGGUCCACUGGUUCCUCAAGAUGAGAGCCUAUGACUACAUGUGCAUGGGUUUUGUUUUGUUGAGCUUCGGAGAUACCGUCAACUACUGGAUCUCUAUAUAUUUCUGCAUUCAUGUCAUCGCAGUGGGGUGUAUUGUGUUGGGUAGGUUGUUGAAGGGAAAGGGUGAGAAGAGGGAGAGGAAGAGUGAAAGAGAGAAAAACACUGAGAAGGAAGAAGAGAAACCAGUUGAGAAUGUUAGAGAAAAGAAUGAGUGAAAAAAUAAUUUAGAUUUAUGGGGAAGGGAUGGAUCAUCUCGACUAAACUACAGCUUCCAGCAAGUACUGUCACAGAUCUGAAAUGGCACAGACUGGAGAGAGUGAUGUUUAUAUUGUAAUUAUUACGGAAUGUUUUUAUUAUGGAGAUAUCAAGUUACGAACCACAUAGGAUGUGUGUAUAUAUAUAUACAGUAGAUGAGGGUCAAACCACAUUCACAUAUAUGUCCUGAAGGACACCCAUUACAAAGGAUGUGAGAUGUCUUAUGAAUGUAAUUUUUAUUGUGUGAAUGAAAUCUUUGGCUGGGAGAAACUACAAAUUUUAGAUGUCAUCAUGAAUGUGAAUGGCACAGAAAUUUAUGUUGAUUACUGUAGAAUAUGUACAGUGUGCACAUCUGUGUGCUUGUAUUUGUGUACCUCUGAAACAUUUUCACAGAAAAUUUUGUCAUACAUUAUGUCCGUUAAUUUUCAUCAUAGUUUUAUCAAAGAGAAAAUUAGGAAACAGGUAGCAGCAGGGAACAAUCUAACUAUUCUUUUCACAUAAUGUUUUUAUUAGGAAAAUGGAUGCUGAAUCUGAUUGAACUGAAUUAAGUAUUUGAAGAUCUCACAACCACAAUUUUUAACUACACAUUCCAAUGUCUUGUUAUCUGAGACAUUUUCAGUGAAUAUUUUAAUUUGAACAAACUAAUUCAAAGGAACCAGUGCAGGUCAAAAUUAAGAUGGCAGAAUUCUGUCCAUUUCACUAUAGUCAGUCCACAUCAUUUUCAGGUGAAGGUCAUGACCAUGCACAGGGAUAUGCCUCACUGUGUCUUGAAAAGGACCUUUCAUUCCACAUUAAAUUCAGGGAAUUUCAGAAUGCAUCUCAAUUCAUAACUCACAGUAGUAAAAAAAGUACAGUUUCUACACAGCAAUAACAAUAAACUUGUGAAUCGGCAGCCUGUCUAGCCUAGCUAGGUCCCUCUUAGCACGCUCCAUGUAGAAUGGCAUCCAGGAGAAAGUUUAGAGGAUAAACAUUGUGGAAGGUGUCAAAGAGCUGCUUUUUUAUGGCUGUAGAAUUGAAAUGGAAAUGUAUUUUAUUUUGAAAAUGUUACCAGAUAUGUUUGAGACCGGUUUUCCCCGAGGUAUUUUUAAUACUUCCUUUCUCAACCCACACCUUUCUGGAGGGUUUGUGACUGCCUUUAUUUUAUUUUUAGUUUGAGUCUGUAUGGUAAACAGCUUGUAAAUGCGCAUUCUCAUUGCAUCGAAUCUCCUAUACUUCAGAGGGGAGAGCAUUGGAGCUUCAUUUACAAUUGAUUUAGUUUAUCUUUAAUAGUUUAAUUUAUCUUUAAUAAUAUAGAAAGGGGGAAUUUUUUAAAUUGUAUCCCUACAGAUCUGUCCGUAUACAGUAUCAGUGUUUCCUCACUGCCAAACUCUGACUGCCACAUACACCAGGGACCAUUUGGGAUUUGGACCAAUGCACACAGUAAAUCGGCACAGUAUACCAAGUCAUAAUUAACAGGAGCCAAGUCCUUUGGUCGUUAAGCUAUAAUGGUGCGAAUGACAGAAAUGGGAAAUGAAACAAGAAUGACCACUGUUUACAUGUGAAGAUUUUUCCUCAGAUUUAAAUGCGGUUAGUGUAAAGGUCUUUCUCUGUUUCUAAUGAAUGUUUACAGUUUUACUGGUGUGAAUUGUUUUUGCUCUUUGGCACUUAAUAGGGUUGGGGGGUCCAACAUAAGGUAGGACAGGGAAGUAGUUAUUUAAUUUAAUUCAAAUAUUUGAUUGAUUGUUGCGAGCAGACUUGAAGUGCAGAUUUUAAUGCCGUUUUAUAGCAUGCAUUAUACUGCAGUCAAAACAACAUUUUGCUGCCCUGGGAAAAAGAAAUGUUUUGCACUCCAAAUUUGAUACCCCCAAAAUCUGACAACAUCACAUGCUUGUGUCUUGUCAUUCUCACAUUUGUUGUCUGCUGCCAAAACCACUCCAUUGAAAUACUUACCUCUCCAUUCUAUAUCCGCUCAUUGCUGCCUCUCCCCUUGUCUGCCACAUCCAUGUGCCAUAUGAUCCAGCCCAUUACCUUAUUUUUCUUGUCAUUCUCUAAUGAAUUUGUGUUCAUGUUUCUAAAUAACUACAUCUCAUUGUGGCCAUAAAGAUUGUAA